This is a messenger RNA of Entamoeba invadens IP1, 516 nucleotides long. RefSeq lists its product as hypothetical. The transcript has a single exon. The record is from RefSeq and is a predicted model, not a curated record. The coding region runs from base 1 to 516 and encodes 171 amino acids. NCBI's taxonomy places the organism in Eukaryota, Evosea, Mastigamoebida, Endamoebidae.
AUGGAAUUCAAUUGCAAUAGUAAAUCGUAUGAUCCAAAAACACGACAAUGCAGUGAGCGCAGUGUAAGCAACAAAUUUGGACCAAGUGGAGACGAGUGUGUUCACAAGACAAAUGUACUCUCAAUUAUACUUCCAAUCAUUUUUGGUAUUUUUAUAGUUGUUAUUAUUAUAACAAUAAGUUGUAUACUUUUUUGUAUUCAUUACAGAAAAGAAGAGAAGUUAAGGAAGUCACUUGUCAAAGAAUUUUUGUUGAAAGAUUUAAAAAAGAAAGAAGUUGAUAUCAUAUAUAUUGGCACUCAAAAAACGCAUUUUGAAGGCGAAAUUGCAGUUCAGAAAGACGGCGAAUGCAAAUUUAUGAUUGGCAACGACAGAACGUCUUUAUUGAAAAUUCAAUUCACAACACAAAAUGACAAGGAAAAGUUUGAGUUGAAUGUUAAACCUUCCAUACCAGUGAGUAUCAAGAAAGGUCGUGCUGUUGAAUUUACUGUUGCUGUCCAUCCGCUGUGUACACUUUAA